GCUAGGGCUUAGUACGUCAUUAUCACAUGAGAGCAACGUAGAAGUCGGAACAUGAAAUUAUGGAGCCAAAAUUCUUCCUCUUUUUCUGUCUGUAAUAGGUUACCGGUACCAUUGUUGGAUUUCUAGAGAGAGGAUUUCAGUUUUGGAAAAAGAUAUUCCUCCUGGGAGGACUUUGAUACAAGAAAAAGGCACUCGGAUACAUAUCUCCUGGCUCCCUUUACAAGUUGAAGUUCGCGACCAGGUUCAGUGUACGCGGCGGACGAACGUGCAUGUACUUGUACAUGAUGCACGGUAGGGAAACUGGCAGAGAAACUUGCCUUUUCAUGGCGGUGCUUCAGUGUUACACAAGCUUCUUCAUAAUUUUGCAGACAGUUCAACUGCUCUCACAGCAGCAGGGUCAUUCAAGUUGGCUGGGGAUUUUCCAGGAGGCUAUUUGUGUGUAGCGAGCCGCCAACUCGUUUAUACCCGAUCCUAGCCAGAGCUGAUCGACAAAUGAGGAUAAAAUGGCUGAACUUGGCGAGCGGCAGGCCUCGGGCAGUCGAAGUCGUGACCUUGAGGACGCCCUUUGGCAGCUAGCGGGUGAGCUUGGACAGAGCUGGAUGAUGAUUGGUCGGGCCCUCGACUUUACCGAAGCCAGGCUUCAGAACCUGCAAAUGGAUUAUCCAGCUGAUGCUCACGAGAGGGCGUACCAAAUGCUACUAAAGUGGAAGAACAAAACAACCCCAUCUGAGCGCUCUCAGCAACUACGUGGGGCACUUGAAAAGGCAGAACGGCUAGAUCUGAUGUAUUUUGUUUCCGAAGUUACAACUCACGAUACAGUUUUUGAACAAGUAGUCUGGAAAAAGGGAUUAGACAAGGAGACUUUCUGUAAGAAACUAAAGAGUUUUGUUCAAUCGAAGAUGAGCAAGCUUCCUCUUGUACCAUGGAUUACCACCGGAUGCGUUAAUGUUGAACAGGUUUUCACCAAUGUCCAACUCCUCAUCAGCAUCAUGGCUGCGUAUUUCCCCAUUAAACUGCCCCUUCAGUCGUACAACGCUAUUUUUAAAGACGUGACCAGAGAGGACGAAGGCCUUAUCGAUUUCUGUGGCGCGCGUAUUCUCAUGCGGGGCCGGACUGGCAGUGGGAAAACAACUUUGUUGACCAAGUACGCCUAUGACUGGGCCACAGGCAAAUCUGAGGCGUUGCUACGGAACGCCCACAUCGUACUCGUACUGCCCAUGCGCAAGCUCGAUCAACACAGCAACCUUGGUCAAGCGGUGCUAGAUCACAUGCUUCCAAAUGAGCGUCGCAUCACCCCAGAAGAAAUUGAACAGUACUGCGAGGACCACCCCGAAGAAGUGGUCAUCCUGCUGGAUGGAUACGAUGAGUUCAAGGGAAAAGGUCUUGACCAAGCAGAUUGUGGUAACAUUGUGAAGAUGCUCAGAGGUGAAUGGCUGACUGAAUGUCGUGUUGUUGUUACCACUCGGCCAGGACGUGUGGAUGAUUUCAAGGACGACUAUGAGAGCUACCGCCAUCUGGAAAUAACAGGUUUCACCCCCAAGGACAUUGAUGACUAUGUCCAUAAAAUUUUCAGGGGUGAGAACAAACCACUGGGAGACAAGUUACUGGUCUACCUCGAAGAGAACCGAUUGAAGGAAGAGCUGGCAUCCAUUCCACUCAUGCUGACCGCAUUCUGUCAGCUUGCCAAAUGGACAGAUGGAAAGGAUUUCAAUGAACUGAAUACUAUCAGCAAACUGUUUGAUAGACUGAUUGAAUGUGUGUUCAAGCACGACCACAGUAAAGUGGCCAAGAAACGGUUUUCAUCGGGAGCCUUUGUCCCCGGGUUACUAGAUCCAGAGAAGUUGGUUCUCGAGUUAGGGAAAGUUGCCUUGAAUGGCUUUUUUGGCGAUGUCACAGAGGAACUGAUCUUCUCUGAGGAGGACUUUUCACGUUGUUCCAAUCAAGCACAAGUCAUUUUGCAAGGCUUACGGGCCGGGGUUCUUUCCAGAGACGGUGAUUCCAACGUUCGACCACAGAACUUUGAGGAUCUCGGGCUAAAGGGACAAAAACCUUCAACUACACGAGAUAUUUCCUUCAUCCUGAAGAGCAUACAAGAAAAAUGUGCAGGGAAGUAUCUGGCACAUUUGCUAGACAGUGGCGACAAAAAUUUGUUCACACACUACCUUCAAAAGGUCGACACUGAUCAACAAGUUUUGGACUACACUAACAUUCUAGUCUUCGCUAGUGCUGCUAGCAUUGAGGCCGCCCGGCACAUUUUGUCAUAUGUCAUCGCUUUACUCAGGGACACGCAAGGCCAAAAUAUCUCACAGUACUUGAGUGGGAAGCUGCACUUCAGGCACUGCCAAAAAAUACAACGUCUAAUCGAAACGUGCCUCCAGCUGAACUUCGAGAGCAAUAGUGAAGGUCGGUUUAACCAUAUGUUUAAUUCCCUCUUUGGUGACAGCGGUUGCGUUCGUUUGGUUGGGAUGUCUACCUAUGUGGCUAAAGCUCUUGGUUACCUCUUUGCACAUAGUUGUCAGGGCAAGUUAUGUCGAGAGCCAAACUCAUACAAUUCUCCACCUAUAGAAAGGUGUGCUCUAUCCGCGAGGAGUCUGCAGUUGAUUUGCAUUAAGCUCGAUUCCAGCACACAGUUCCGAGAGUUCCUAAACUGUUACCCUGGCACUGAAGAGGCAAUCAGCAACUUUAUGGGAGAUAGUGUCAAACCACAGAGUCAAAAUGACUUUGGCAGUCUCCGGAAGAAAUUACAGACAAGUGAACAGAAAAUACCAAACUAUCUUGGAAAUCGUGACGACCUAACAUUCUUCGCAGUGGUACCUAUUUGGCAGGAAGUGAGCAAGCAUCAAGUACAGGAUUUUAGUCUAGGCUUUGUCAUUUCUGGCUUGAAGGAAUCUUCAUUGGACGAACUCGUCUUAAACGGAGUGAGCGCAGACCGCAAAGACUGGAACGUCCUGUUCAAUAUGAUACAAGAUGGCGUAUUUGCCCAGAUGACACGACUGACUCUGAGUUUAAAUGAUCUCACAUUCGACCAAUCAGCUCACCUUGCGACCGCUCUGGUGGCCACACCAAAUCUGAAAUACUUGAAGAUGGCUGGGAACGAGUUGGGGGAAAGUUUCGUGGAAAACCUUCCUCAGAUGCUGCAGCUCGAAAAUGUCAUCUUAGACAAGUCAAAGAUGCCUUCCAAAGCCAUAGUGGAAUUCAUGAAGAAGCUUGAUCGGUUCCCACAACUCAAAAGGCUAGAUUUGCGUCGAAAUGAGAAUACUGACGAUGAAGUCAUUCAGGCCAUUUGUAACAGUCUGAGCAGCCGCCAAACUUGGAAGGAAUUAAGACUUUCGCUGUACAAGGUAAGCGAGGCUGGACUCGAGGCUUUCCAGAGAUCAAUCGGCCAGGCUAAAGAAUUGACCCAUCUUAAUUUGGUGCACUCUCCUAUCCCAGACAAAGUGAUUCAGUACUGUGCCCCAGCGUUAUCAGGCCUAAAACAGUUGGUUGAUCUGAGAAUAUCGGGCAUCCCAUCAUCCACCUCCCAAGAAGGCUCACCAUGUACUGAGCAGACCGUGGAGGCAUUCACGACUGAAAUGCACAAGCUGCAACACCUGAAAUUCCUGAGCUUCCUCUACACGAAGAUGUUUCCACAGGACUUCAUCACGAUGCUUAACCGCUGCCAGAAACACACUUCUCUCAAGACGUUCAGGUUCUCUCGCCAAUAUUUGCCAGCGGGCUCUAAAGUCGAGACAGCAUGUGAGAAAGCAGAAACCAAAUUUCUGCAGCUGUGGGUGUAAUGAUUUCGGGGGAACAGCACCAACGAAACACAAAGACGGCUGACGUGCAAUACUCCCAGUCGCCUGGUCUGAACAUUUUUGUAAAUAUGACGUAUUUCCCUUGACCCCAAAAGGCACAAAUUAAUUCAGUUUCUUUCAGUUCAUUUUAUUGGGUUCCUGCGUUUGGUACGUCAAAUUUGUAUACACAAGACAUUGAUUGAGAAGACACGACUAAGAACACAGUAAUCAGAUCUUAUACAGUUUUUUGUUGAGAUACCUUCAACUUUUAACAUUUCUGAGAAAAAAUGGCAUUCUUAGAGAGUUAGGCCUAUAUCCUUUUAAUGCAAAUAUUUUUGCGAAUGUCUCUGGGGUAUAUCUUUUGUAUUUGUUGGUGUCUCCAGAGUAAAGCCAGCAAGAUAUGGGACGGAAGGGAUCCCCACCCCUACAUGUCCAAUACCUAUACAGUCCUUAGAGUAUUGUUACCUAACACACCCCCAUGUCUAUAAAAAAUUCUUGAGAUUCCGGUCAAACAAUGACCACCACAAAGGUGGGGUGGGUGCUCUCCGUCCCACAUCUCGCUUCAUAUGUUCCAAAGUGAUUAACGUCAUCACUUAAUUUUAGGAGAAACGACAAAAAAGUGUAGAUUCUUUGAUUUUAAUUGGCGAAGACGCGAUUCCCUGACUUAAACCAUAGAGGAGGAACACAGAAGUAGUUUGAACUUCCCAGGCUAUAACUCCUGGCCAAUUACCGCUCUCUGGCAUGCCCAGUAUGCCCAUGGCCAGAGCGCUUGCUACGCACCAUGUGUGUCACCACCACGAAACCCCUUUGUACUCUAUGAUAACCGUCGAAAUUUUGUCGCUGGUAAUCUGCAUCCUUUGAACUUGUGUACUUAAGUAUAGGACAUUGAAUAUUCACGCAUUUGUUGGUGCUUGGUAUGAUUUCAUAACAAAAUCAAAUGUAAUGCUUGCGGAGUUGCUUGUAUUACGCUUUGUGCCCUAAAUGUACAAGUGCAGUCAUUGCCCUUUAAUAAUGAACGCUUUCUUCUGGAUAUUUUUGGAGAUAAAUUGUCCUGUUGUUCACAAUAUGUUGUGUCCUGUUUGAAUCAUUUUUAUUAUCGCGUUUGUACAAAAGCAUACUUGACGAGAUUUCAUGAUCAAUCCAUGUGAUUGAAUAGCGCAUUCUAUUCCUUAUGAAUUUAGCUUUCAAGCAGUAGUCAACAUUUGUUGGCCAGUCUUGGCCAAAUUUGUACCAAGCGUUUAAAAACUGAUGUAUCGGAGGGAGGGGAAUAGAAUUGCAAACUUUGCAUGGAUAAUAGAACAGUGUAUCAAAAUAAAAAAAUGAUUGCAA
Messenger RNA from Acanthaster planci (crown-of-thorns starfish), 5102 nucleotides. Its product is annotated as baculoviral IAP repeat-containing protein 1f-like. Gene Ontology annotation, molecular function: protein binding. Lineage: Eukaryota; Metazoa; Echinodermata; Asteroidea; Valvatida; Acanthasteridae. The record is from RefSeq and is a predicted model, not a curated record. Gene Ontology annotation, biological process: signal transduction.